Camellia sinensis is the source of this 776-nucleotide messenger RNA. Lineage: Eukaryota; Viridiplantae; Streptophyta; Magnoliopsida; Ericales; Theaceae. The record is from RefSeq and is a predicted model, not a curated record.
GAGCUACCAAACGCAAGUGUUCUCUGCUCGCUCUCGCUCUGGCUCUCUCUAAAUUUCACCAGCAAAGAUAGAGUCGGAUCGAAAGAGGAAGAAGUCUUGUUCGAUCUCGACAGCAGAUCGAAAGGACAAGAACAAGAAGAAGAACAAAAUGUCGUCGUCAUCAUCGUCCUCGGAUAAAGUUAGGGCUUCGCACAUACUGAUCAAGCACCAAGGCUCCCGACGCAAAGCUUCCUGGAAGGAUCCAGAAGGUCGGAUCAUCACCAACACCACCAGAGACGCCGCCGUCUCUCAGCUCAAAUCCCUCCGCGACGACAUCGUCUCCGGCAAAUCCAAGUUCGAUGACGUCGCCUCUCGUUUCUCCGACUGCAGCUCCGCCAAACGCGGCGGCGAUCUCGGUCCAUUUGGAAAGGGUCAGAUGCAAAAACCUUUUGAAGAAGCAACAUAUGCACUGAAAGUUGGUGAGAUAAGUGACAUUGUGGAUACCGAUAGUGGCACCCACAUCAUCAUGAGAACCGGUUGAUUUAACCAUCAAGAAUGUUUUGUGUGUGUGUGUGUGUUUUCUCAAAGCACUGGUUGCAAAUAGGAUUUUCUCUUCUGAUUAGGGAUGCAAUCUUCGACAUUAAUACCACUGAUCUCUGUGCUUUGGGAUUAUUUGAAUUGUUCUGAGGAAUUCUGAAUUUAGUGAUUUACCUGUAUUGAGUUGGAAGAUUGGGAUUUACUUGAUGAUUUUCAAUUUGAUCCCUGGUAUAAUGAAUAUAUCUCUAUUUCUAUAUGUC